AUGAAGUUCACUCUUGUCGCUUUCUCCUUGAUUGCUACCGCCAUUGCCGGGGUCCCAGUCCAGGACGGUGGCAAGGUUUGCAAAAGCGGACAGUCUGUGGUCUGCGCUGGAGGUAACGGUGGCCUCUUGACCUUGGGCAAUGUCGCAACCGGUGCCCUGGGAGAUAGCUGCUCUGGCGGUGAUGUCUACUGCUGCGAGGACAAGGACCUUGAGGGUGGUCUGCUGAAUGUGGACGUCAAUGCUCAGUGCAGUCUCAACCAUGUACUCUAA
This is a messenger RNA of Penicillium chermesinum, 270 nucleotides long. RefSeq lists its product as uncharacterized. The record is from RefSeq and is a predicted model, not a curated record. The coding region runs from base 1 to 270 and encodes 89 amino acids. The transcript has 2 exons. Lineage: Eukaryota; Fungi; Ascomycota; Eurotiomycetes; Eurotiales; Aspergillaceae.